AUGAAAUUUGCUAGUUAUUUGGUUGUCUUAAUCUUCAAUUUGAUUUUCUGCACAUUUGUUAAGAACGUUUCUAUUCGAAAAAGUUUAGCUAAACGUGUUGAAAAGGAUUAUACGGGAACGAAAAUAUUAAAUGAUGGGGCUGAAUCGUCGUAUAAUCCUCAAAAUCAAAAAUAUAAAGAAACGUUAAAACCAAAACUAAAUAAUACAAAGGAAACAGAUAGAGGAGACAAAUUGUUUAAUAAAAAUGAAUAUGAUAGGGAAUAUUACCGAAAAAAUAAAGAAAGGUUGCUUGAAAAUAAGCGAAAUUACUAUGAAAAGAAUAAAGACAAGGAACUUGAACGUAGACGAUUACCAGAAACAAAAUAA
Meloidogyne enterolobii is the source of this 366-nucleotide messenger RNA. Lineage: Eukaryota; Metazoa; Nematoda; Chromadorea; Rhabditida; Meloidogynidae. The record is from the annotation of a GenBank genome assembly.